GACGCGGCGCAACCCAACAGCCAGUGGGGCCGAUGUCCAUCACAUUGAAUUCACCGGAGUAAUCAGACGAGCUGCCUCGGAGUACUUGAUAGGCCCAAGACGCACCCAAGGGGAUCCAUGAGUACAAGGCUUCGACGGGAACAGCUAUACUUCGGCCGCUUCGUUGGUCGGGACAUCACUAAUCUUCUUUCAGGAGCUGCACUGCCGUGCAAUUGAUGACUGAGAUGAAGCACUAUAUAGGGACAGAAAAAGGAGGUUUCGCUUGGAAGAAGCUUUGUGGCUUUGACUCGGUCUCUCUCGAGACACUGCUCAUUGAGUACCAUGGACGACCUCAAGUUGAUCCUCGUGGUUGGCGGCACCGGCGCACAGGGUUUGCCAGUUGUCAAAGCACUUUCGGAUAGUGGCCGGUACAAUGCUCGGGUCCUGACUCGCAACACAAAAUCGGAUCGUGCACAAGCCCUUGCCGUCCUGCCGAAUGUCACACUGGUACAAGGCACUCAGGACAACCAAAAGGACCUGCAUCGUGCCUUCAACGGCGUUUACGGUGCUUGGGUGAACCUUGACGGCUUCGUGCUUGGCGAAAAGGCCGAGCUCUUCUACGGGCUCCGGGCCUAUGAAAUUGCUCGGCACGAGAAGGUCCAACACUAUAUCUGGGCUGCCAUCGAUUACUCUCUAAAGAAAGCCGGGUGGGAUGAGAAGUACCACGUUGGCCAUAACGAUGCCAAGGGGCGUCUUGGAGAUUUCAUUCUCGCCCAAGGCCAGAAGGCAAUGAAGAGCUCAUUAUUCACCACUGGACCGUACAUGGAUAUGCUCUUUGAUGGAAUGUUUCUCCCCAAGACGCAAGAUGAUGGCUCAUUGUUGUGGGAGGCGCCGGCAUCUGACGGGAAAAUACCUUUGAUUGCACUGCAUGACGUGGGUGCAUACGUGCUGUGGAUGUUCGACAACGUUGAGAAGACAGCGGGCAUGAAUCUUGAGGUUGUGACGGACCAGGUCAGUAUGCAGGACAUUGCUGACACUGCAGCACUUGUCACUGGGAAGAAAGCUCAUUUCCAGUUUGUGCCCAUGGAGGGAUAUCUGCCGAAGCGAGAACCGUAUCGCAAUGCUCCUGCCAAUUGGGCAGUCGGUCCGGAUGCGCCCAAGGACGAAUCUGCGAUGACAUGGAGGGAGAACUUCGCGGCAUGGUGGCGGUACUGGAGCGAAGGGCAUGGAGCGACGAGAGACAUGGAAUUUCUGGACAAGAUACAUCCGAAUCGGAUCAAAAGUUUGGAGGAGUGGAUGAGGAAGGUGAAUUAUGAUGGCCGACACCAGUCCAUUCUCAAGGAUCUCCACGACUUGCGGAAUUCUAUAGCAUAAGAGGGCAGGGCUCGACACCCUCUAAGCCUCUUCCUUGGUAUCCACAAAUUCGGUAGCUUUUGCUUGAGGGGCGCCUCGAUGGCCUUGCAACUGGACGCUCUCAAGGAAUUUCCGUAUCUCUGCCUCCUCCUCAUCAGUCAGCUCUACAUUGAGCGACGCCCAAUUUUGCUCCAAGUAUU
Exophiala viscosa is the source of this 1532-nucleotide messenger RNA. RefSeq lists its product as uncharacterized. The transcript has 4 exons. Lineage: Eukaryota; Fungi; Ascomycota; Eurotiomycetes; Chaetothyriales; Herpotrichiellaceae. The coding region runs from base 322 to 1353 and encodes 343 amino acids. Gene Ontology annotation, cellular component: nucleus. The record is from RefSeq and is a predicted model, not a curated record.